AUGUCUCAGCCUGAUACAAUUAUGAAGUGCAUAGGAACUCAACCUAAGAAUGCAACUCAGCAUCCAGAACACAUUUUGACUGAGGGUCAUGGAAAGAGAUGUACCACUGCUCAAAAGGCUGCUGACAAUCAACAUGAAAGAGAGGCAAAGGAAAUGCAGGCUGACCAAGAUGCUGCAUGCACUGAUGCACCUAAGUCUAAGUGUCCUCAUGCACGCCCAGUGGGGAAAGCUGGAAAUACCUUGAAGACUUCCAACUCAACUAUAGAUGGUGGACAGGCAGAGGUAAAAAUCGUCACUGAUAAGCUGGUUGACACCAAAGGCCAGGGUGUAGGUGAAAAGCUAACAGCUGGUGCUAAUGUCAAACAUCCUGCAAGUGAUGAGGAGUUGGAGGUGCUAGUAGCAACCAAACCUAAGAAGAAAAGGGCCAACAAACAGGUGGUGAGAGAUGCAAUCAAAGCCUCUGGCACCAUUAUCAAUGGAUCAACCAAGGCACAUGAUAGGGAUGUUGGCCAAAAGACAUCUGAUGUGUAA
This is a messenger RNA of Suillus discolor, 531 nucleotides long. RefSeq lists its product as uncharacterized. The transcript has 2 exons. The record is from RefSeq and is a predicted model, not a curated record. NCBI's taxonomy places the organism in Eukaryota, Fungi, Basidiomycota, Agaricomycetes, Boletales, Suillaceae. The coding region runs from base 1 to 531 and encodes 176 amino acids.